ACUGUUUCAAUCUGUGUUGAACCCUGUUUCUGUUUGUUCUCCAUGUGUGUGUUUGAUGAUACAGUUAAAAUAUCAGUGAAGGAGGGAGAUUCAGUCACUCUAAACUCUGAUCUUACUGAAAUGAAGGAUGAUGAUGAGAUUCUGUGGAUGUAUGGAUAUGAAAACACUUUAAUAGCUGAAAUCAAUAAACGGGCCGACAGCUUAACUGUAUAUGAUGAUUUUCUUGAUGGGAGAUUCAGAGACAGACUGAAACUGGACAAUCAAACUGGAUCUCUGACCAUCACAGACAUCACAACUGAACAUGCUGGAGAUUAUGAACUACAGAUCAACAGAAUCAACCAUGUGAGGAAGAGAUUCAAUCUCACUGUCUAUGCUCGUCUGCCUGUUCCUGUCAUCAGCAGUAACUCUUCACAAUGUUCUUCAUCAUCUUCAUCAUGUUCAUUGGUGUGUUCAGCUGUGAAUGUGGGUCAUGUGACUCUCUCCUGGUACAAAGGAAACAGUUUAUUGUCCAGCAUCAGUGUGUCUGAUCUCAGCAUCAGUCUCUCUCUACCUCUGGAGGUGGAAUAUCAGGAUAAAAACACCUACAGCUGUGUGCUGAACAAUCCCAUCAGCAACCAGACUCAACAUCUGGACAUCACUCACCUCUGUCACACAUGUGCAGGUACGGCAGUGCUGAUAUUAGUGUUUAUUUACUUCUUUUUAACAGACUCAGUGUCUAUGAUAGUCCUGAUCUCUGCCGCCGCUGGAUCUCUGUUGAUUGUUGCUGCAGUCGGGAUCUUCUGCAUCUGCAAGAAAUGUAGAAAAACUGAUCAAGAAGGCAAGUGUCAAAUUAUAAAUGGCUGUUGA
Messenger RNA from Megalobrama amblycephala (Wuchang bream), 846 nucleotides. RefSeq names its product SLAM family member 9-like. The record is from RefSeq and is a predicted model, not a curated record. The transcript has 4 exons. The coding region runs from base 43 to 846 and encodes 267 amino acids. Lineage: Eukaryota; Metazoa; Chordata; Actinopteri; Cypriniformes; Xenocyprididae.